Leptosia nina is the source of this 759-nucleotide messenger RNA. The record is from the annotation of a GenBank genome assembly. Lineage: Eukaryota; Metazoa; Arthropoda; Insecta; Lepidoptera; Pieridae.
AUGCACUAUUUUGGUUCAUACAUUUGCGUUUCAGAUGAUUCAUGUAAGAGAUCGCGCCGUGUGCGGUCAUGGUAUCUGUACGAGCAGUUCAAAUCGCUCGAGAGAAGUCAGCUGGAUGCCGCGCGCCAACUAAAAGACAAAUCAUAUCAGGAGAGAAUUCUCCGCCAAGAACUGACGGAGCGCCGCGCGAGGCGACGUCUGUGCGACCAAUUCGGGCUAUGCCAGAGCGAAUCGAAGCUCGGCAGAAGCGUGAACUCAAAAACUCUCCUCACCUCCAGCGCUGAUGACUUCUACGAGAGCUUCUGCAGGCUGCACAAUGACGACGUAGAUAUGUCCAGCUGGGACGGCUCGCAAUCCAGCAAGACCUACCAGGAAUGCAGACUGCAGUACCGCGAUGGGAUCGGAAAUUCGGAUAGCGUUACAAGCGUGCUACAGAAUAUAAAUCAAGAAGAUAAUUUAACAGAUACAGUUAAAGAAGAUCUACAGAUUGUACAGAGAGAUAUAGUGGAGAAUAUAAACAACCAAUUGGAGACUGUCAGAGAGAAUAUCGACUAUAUCAAUGAGUAUACAAAAAUGAGCGACGAUGGAAAACUAUCGGAUGACAGCUAUAAUUCGGUAGACGAGUGUGAUAAAGAGAAAUUGGCAGAUUUUGUCGUUUUAAAGGAGAGUAAAUGCAUAUUUUUAACUGUUUUAUCUGCGUGGAGUAAGCUUGUUGAGUUCUCGUAUCGGAAUAUGCAAAUAAAUAAUUGGGGUGUGUAG